UGGAGGCGCCCGCCGCGCUGGACGGGUUCGGCCGGCGGGCCCGUGGCGCAGGAGGAGGGCCUGGGGCCCCGCAGGCAGCAGCAGGAGAAGGGGGGAGGCGGCCCCGCAGUGCAGGAGCGCGGCGAGGCCCGUGCCGGGGUGCAGGAGCACGGGGAGGGCAGCCCACGCAGGCUUCUGCGGCAGCCGGAGGAGCUGCCCGCGUUGGCAGACGGCUCCUGCCGGCACACGGAGGACCUCGAAAGUUCGGACGAGCUCAGCUGGGAGAGCUGCGGACACCUGGGCAGGGAGGCGGUUGUCCUAGGAGCAUCCCCAGCGAGUGAGGACCGACUCGAGCUGCUGGGGAGGGCCAGGCCUGUGGGACCCCGUGGACCUGAAGGAGAGGGGCGCCUAGGGGUUCAGGAAGCAAAUUGGCUGCACGGGGUGCAGGAGGGCCAGGUAGUGUGGGCUGUUCAGGAAACGUAUCUGAACGGUAAAGUGUCCCCAGGGGGAGAAGGAUUCCAAGAGGGGCACAGGACCCGCAGGCGCAGACGGCGGAGGAGGUGGUGAUCUGCAAGCUGCUUUGCUGGCACCGGGGUUUCUCUAAGUGUCAAGAGUAAUGCGGGGAGAUGUAGGGGCUUGGGGAGCAAAAGAGCGCCCUGAACCUGAGCUUUGGAAGCCAUUGACGGAGGGUAGGCACUGGCCAGCAAGAUCCUGUCUGCUACCUCAAGUCUGAGAACCUCGAAGCUGUGUCUGCCUGGGGGCAGCUGAAAACUAAGGGUCUUCCUGUGCUGCAGUGGGAUCAGGAGCUGUAGCUCACUGUGGGGCUGGGGAAGGCAUGGUGGCAGGCAGCUCCUGCAGUGGUCACGGGAACAUAUGGUGUGGCUCACUCCUCGUUCCAGACCAGGGAGUAGAGGACACCUGGACUGGAGCCUGGGCUAGGCUGGGGAGCAGCAGCAUGCAGCCAGAGGAGGGAACAGGCUGGCUGUUGGAGCUGCUGUCCGAGGUACAGCUACAGCAGUAUUUCCUGAGGCUCCGCGAUGACCUCAACAUUACCCGCCUGUCCCACUUUGAGUAUGUCAAGAACGAAGACCUGGAAAAGAUUGGCAUGGGCCGGCCCGGCCAGAGGCGGCUGUGGGAGGCUGUGAAGAGGAGGAAGGCCGUGUGCAAACGCAAGUCGUGGAUGAGCAAGGUGUUCAGUGGAAAGCGACUAGAGGCUGAGUUCCCUCCUCAUCACUCUCAGAACACCUUCCGGAAGCCCUCACCCACCCCAGGGGGCCUGGCAGGGGAGGGGACCCUGCAGAGCCUCACCUGCCUCAUCGGGGAGAAGGACUUGCGCCUCCUGGAGAAGCUGGGAGAUGGCUCCUUUGGCGUGGUGCGCAGGGGUGAAUGGGACGCUCCUGCGGGGAAGACGGUGAGUGUGGCCGUGAAGUGCCUGAAACCCGAUGUGCUGAGCCAGCCAGAAGCCAUGGAUGACUUCAUCCGGGAGGUCAACGCUAUGCACUCACUUGACCACCGAAACCUCAUUCGCUUGUAUGGCGUGGUACUCACACCACCUAUGAAGAUGGUGACAGAGCUGGCACCUCUAGGAUCUCUGUUGGACCGGCUACGUAAACACCAAGGUCACUUCCUCCUGGGGACUCUGAGCCGCUACGCUGUACAGGUGGCUGAGGGCAUGGGCUACCUGGAGUCCAAGCGGUUCAUUCACCGUGACCUGGCUGCUCGGAAUCUGCUGCUGGCUACCCGUGACCUGGUCAAGAUUGGGGACUUCGGACUGAUGCGGGCCCUGCCCCAGAACGAUGACCACUAUGUCAUGCAAGAACAUCGCAAGGUGCCCUUUGCCUGGUGUGCCCCUGAGAGCCUGAAGACACGGACUUUCUCCCAUGCCAGUGACACCUGGAUGUUUGGGGUCACGCUGUGGGAGAUGUUCACAUAUGGCCAGGAGCCCUGGAUUGGUCUCAACGGCAGCCAGAUCCUGCAUAAGAUUGACAAGGAAGGGGAACGCCUGCCCCGGCCUGAGGACUGCCCCCAAGACAUCUACAACGUCAUGGUCCAGUGCUGGGCCCACAAGCCAGAGGACAGACCCACAUUUGUGGCCCUUCGGGACUUCCUGCUGGAGGCUCAGCCUACUGACAUGCGGGCCCUUCAGGACUUUGAGGAGCCAGAUAAGCUGCACAUCCAGAUGAAUGACGUCAUCACUGUCAUCGAGGGAAGGGCGGAGAACUACUGGUGGCGUGGUCAGAACACACGGACGCUGUGCGUAGGACCCUUCCCUCGAAACGUGGUGACUUCCGUGGCAGGCCUGUCUGCCCAGGACAUCAGUCAACCUCUACAGAAUAGCUUCAUUCAUACAGGGCAUGGCGACAGUGACCCUCGCCACUGCUGGGGAUUCCCUGACAGGAUUGAUGAACUCUACCUGGGAAACCCCAUGGACCCCCCCGACCUGCUGAGCGUGGAGCCGAGCACCUCCCGACCCACCCAGCACCUAGGAAGGGUAAAAAGGGAGCCUCCACCUCGCCCACCUCAGCCUGCCAUCUUCACUCAGAGUAAGUGGGGCUGCUCAGGGUGCCUGGGCCCCUGCCCCCGCCCUCUCUCUCCUCUCACUACUCCUCUCCUGGAAGAGCCAACAUACGACCCAGUGAGUGAGGACCAAGACCCUCUGUCCAGUGACUUCAAGAGGCUUGGCCUGAGGAAGCCAGCCCUGCCCCGGGGGCUGUGGCUAGCAAAGCCCUCGGCUCGAGUACUGGGCACUAAGGCAGGCCGCAGCAGCGGGGGCGAGCUCACGCUCAUCGACUUCGGCGAGGAGCCUGUGGUCCCAACCGCACGGCCCUGUGCACCCUCCUUGGCACAGUUGGCCAUGGAUGCCUGCUCCUUGCUGGACAAGACACCACCACAGAGCCCCACACGGGCACUGCCACGACCUUUACAUCCCACACCUGUGGUAGACUGGGACGCUCGCCCGCUGCCCCCACCCCCUGCCUACGAUGAUGUAGCCCAAGAUGAGGAAGACUUUGAAGUCAGCUCUAUUAACAACAGCCUAGUGGGUGCAGGGCUCCCUCCUGGGCCCAGCCAGGGUGAGACCAACUAUGCCUUUGUGCCUGAGCAGGUGCAGCUGCCCCCUGCCCUGGAGGAUAACCUGUUCCUUCCACCUCAGGGUGGAGGCAAGCCACCCAGCUCGGCCCAGACUGCAGAGAUCUUCCAGGCACUGCAGCAGGAGUGUAUGCGGCAGCUACAGGUCCCCACUGGCCAACUGACCCCCUCCCCUACCCCAGCAGGUGACGACAAGCCCCAGGUGCCACCCCGGGUACCUAUCCCCCCUCGGCCCACACGUCCACGUGUGGAGCUAUCUCCAGCUCCCUCAGGCGAGGAAGAAACAAGUCGGUGGCCUGGACCUGCCUCCCCUCCCCGGGUGCCUCCUCGGGAACCCCUGUCCCCUCAAGGUUCAAGGACCCCAAGCCCCCUAGUGCCGCCUGGCAGCUCUCCACUACCACACCGGCUCUCUAGCUCACCUGGAAAGACCAUGCCCACCACCCAAAGCUUUGCCUCAGACCCUAAAUACGCCACACCUCAAGUGAUCCAGGCUCCUGGCUCCCGGGCCGGCCCCUGCAUCCUGCCCAUCGUCCGUGACGGCAGGAAGGUCAGCAGCACUCACUACUACCUGCUGCCUGAGCGCCCUCCUUACUUGGAGCGCUACCAGCGCUUCCUGCAGGAGGCCCAGAGCCCCGAAGAGCCAGCCUCCUUGCCUGUGCCCCUACUGCUACCCCCACCCACUACCCCAGCCCCCGCUGCCCCCACGGCCACUGUUCGACCUAUGCCUCAGGCCGCCCCAGACCCAAAGGCCAACUUCUCCACCAAUAACAGCAACCGGCCACCAGCCCUGAGGGCCACCGCUCGGCUGCCACAGAGGGGCUACCCGGGUGAUGGGCAAGAGGCUGCACGGCCAGCAGACAAGAUCCAGAUGCUGCAGGCCAUGGUGCAUGGGGUGACCACAGAGGAGUGCCAGGCUGCCCUGCAGAGCCACAGCUGGAGCGUGCAGAGGGCUGCCCAGCAUCUGAAGGUGGAGCAGCUCUUCGGGCUGGGUCUCCGGCCACGGGUGGAGUGCCACAAAGUCCUGGAGAUGUUUGACUGGAACCUGGAGCAAGCCGGCUGCCACCUUCUGGGUUCCUGUGGCCCUGCCCAUCACAAGUGAACGCUGACGGUUGACUGGAGAGCAACGGUUUGCCCUUAAAGGAACCACGUGAACCUGUCUGUGGGUCAGGGUGCCCUGUCUCAGGCCUGAAGGACCCACUACUGCCUGCUGCUCCCAGUGGACAGAGCGAGGCCAGGCAGCAGGAGGCUGGGAGCCCCGCCUUGCCCACCUCACUCUCCACCCACCCAGCACUGUUCUGUACACCUUGGUUCAGCCCUCAGUGCCCCAACCAAGAGGUGGGAAGGAGCCUUGUGAAGG
This is a messenger RNA of Acomys russatus (golden spiny mouse), 4423 nucleotides long. RefSeq names its product tyrosine kinase non receptor 2 (gene Tnk2). Bases 815 to 4165 code for a protein of 1116 amino acids. NCBI's taxonomy places the organism in Eukaryota, Metazoa, Chordata, Mammalia, Rodentia, Muridae. The record is from RefSeq and is a predicted model, not a curated record. Gene Ontology annotation, biological process: negative regulation of epidermal growth factor receptor signaling pathway; protein phosphorylation; regulation of keratinocyte differentiation. The transcript is spliced from 17 exons. Gene Ontology annotation, cellular component: extrinsic component of cytoplasmic side of plasma membrane. Gene Ontology annotation, molecular function: protein binding; ATP binding; protein tyrosine kinase activity.